Molecule: messenger RNA, 288 nt
Organism: Schizophyllum commune H4-8
Lineage: Eukaryota; Fungi; Basidiomycota; Agaricomycetes; Agaricales; Schizophyllaceae
Exons: 3
Coding region: 1-288 (95 amino acids)
Source: RefSeq, a predicted model, not a curated record
AUGACGCGUCCCGCAGUCACCGUUACCCCGCCUACUUGCACCCGCGUUUCCCGGCAUGCGCAAGACUCGCGAUCGACAACUUGCUUCCGUACACCUUCUUGCUUCCUGCCUCAUCCUCGCGUGCGAAUCGUGCUCACUUGCGCGUCUGGUCUGCCCUUGUACACGACCGCGGUGUUCUGCACUCCUUCCCUAUUCCAUAUAACAUUCCAUAUUCGCCAGCGCCCGCUGGCUCGUCGCCCACCGUCCAGCACAUCGCCCGCCUCCCGCACGCGACUCCGGCAUUGCUAA